AUGGCAAAUAAAACAUUCAAGCAGGCUUCUUCGAUUCACGGUAGGAAUCCCCAGCACCUAAUAGAGAAUGUUAUCAGACAGAGAGUCUACGAGAGCGCUUUUUGGAAAGAGCAAUGUUUUGCUUUAACUGCUGAGACUAUUAUUGACAAGGCCGUUGAAAUGCAGUCCAUUGGCGGUGUCUAUGGUAAUGCUAGACCACUGCCAUUCAUGUGUCUGCUACUCAAACUCCUCCAACUUCAACCAGAGCGCGAAAUCAUCUUUGAGUAUCUCCAAGCAGAGGAGUUCAAGUACUUGAGAGCUCUAGCUGCAAUGUACACGCGGCUGUGCUUCAAGAGCUUUGAAGUGUUUGAUAUUCUCGAACCCUUGCUCCAGGAUUACAGGAAGUUGCGCCUAAGGAAUAACUCUGGAUACCACAUAACCCAUAUGGAUCAAUUCAUCGAUGAGCUGCUUACUGAGGAGCGCGUAUGCGAUAUUAUCCUCCCUAGAUUGACUAGAAGGGAUGUCCUUGAAGAGGUUGAAGGGCUACCCAAGCGCAAAUCACCACUCGAUAUUGGUGAUGAGAAUGAAGACCGUGAGAACGACGAUGAGAGUGAAGACGAAGACGCAGACAGAUUCGUUAGCAAAUCUCCAAGCCCAGCUUCUGAUAAUGACGAACGCUUUGUGUCACGAUCUCCCAGUGGUUCACCUCCACCAGACGACAAAGACCGAUUUGUGUCACGCUCGCCAUCUCCACCAUCCGACAGCUAA
Molecule: messenger RNA, 747 nt
Organism: Wallemia ichthyophaga EXF-994
Lineage: Eukaryota; Fungi; Basidiomycota; Wallemiomycetes; Wallemiales; Wallemiaceae
Product: Pre-mRNA-splicing factor 38A
Exons: 3
Coding region: 1-747 (248 amino acids)
Cellular component (GO): precatalytic spliceosome
Source: RefSeq, a predicted model, not a curated record